AUGCCAUCCUCUGCCCGGUGCCACUAUGGGCUCUUGUGGAUGACUUCAUUGGCGCUCUUAUUGACGGUCCAAGCCGUGACUGCCGCCACACUGGAAAAGUCGUGGACGUUGUAUCACUCCUCCAAUGGAGGCCAAGAUUUUGCCCAUCGAGCAUCCAUUGUCCUUUCGUUGGAUCCAGAAGCGGAAGGAUCGGUUGAUAUUUCCAUUAGCAACGACAACUCGACGUUGAAUGAACAAACAUUCUUGGACAACAAGGCCGCUGGAUCCUUGUACCAGCUCAAGCUAGUCGAAGAGGGAAGUGACGGCAGUGAUUUUAUUCUUUCCAGUGUGCCGGGAUGUCAGUUGUUGCGAGCCAAUUUCAGAGAAGAGAUUGUACUUACGCUGGGCCCCAAGGCAUCUGCCAUUAGUUUGACUUAUAUUCCUUUGGUCAGUCCAUUGGCUCCCAAAUCGUGCGACCAUGCCAUUUGGGAUGAGAAAAAAUCCAAUUUGCCCGAAGGGUGGGAUUCCCGCAUUUCGUGGGAAACGGCAACCCCGGGAAUGGUAUUACGUCCCGUCAUGCCUCAGUAUCGUCCUCCUCCUGGUUUGAGAUGGUUGCCUCGUAUUGGGACCAACGGCAAGCUAUACAGUGCUCAGGGACCGCCUGGUGGCGACAAGGAAAAGGAGGGCGGCGGGCCUGGACAGCAACCCGUGGACAAUACACCCUUUGGUUUUGCCAAGCGCUAUUGGUACAUGCUACUACCACUCUUUUUGGCCAACUUUAUUGGAUCCGAUCCUCCUUCGGAAGAAGGCCAAUCGGGAGGAGGACAGCAACAACAAGUAGGAGGUCCUCCACCGACGGCAGCACCUGCAGUUGGAGGUGCCACCAAAAAGCGUCGUGGAAAGCGAGAUUAG
Messenger RNA from Seminavis robusta, 891 nucleotides. The record is from the annotation of a GenBank genome assembly. Lineage: Eukaryota; Bacillariophyta; Bacillariophyceae; Naviculales; Naviculaceae.